Molecule: messenger RNA, 2216 nt
Organism: Bombus huntii
Lineage: Eukaryota; Metazoa; Arthropoda; Insecta; Hymenoptera; Apidae
Gene: Ns4
Product: guanine nucleotide-binding protein-like 1
Exons: 6
Coding region: 435-2201 (588 amino acids)
Molecular function (GO): GTPase activity; GTP binding
Source: RefSeq, a predicted model, not a curated record
UUAAAAGGGGCACACCCGUACCGAGCUUUCCUCCGUAAUGAGACGAGACACCUGGGGAGAAAUAGACAAAACCAUCGAACAGUGAACAUCUAUCCGAUCAGUUUACCCCUAAGUUUACGUGACACAUACUGUGCGUAUUUCUGGUGCGCUCUUCAGUUCAGUGACAGUGCUUCAGCGGACCGGACUGCCGAAGCGUAAGUUAAAGUUGAUUAGUAAACAAACUCCUUCGGUCAUUUACGAGUCAAAAAUAUAUAAAAUCUUAUAUAUUGAUAUAAUUAAUUUUGUAACCAUAGAAUCUUAAUCUUGUUAAAAGCAUCCCGCUAGUCAAAGGAUUCAGUUACUGUGUACUUAAUGUGUCAUACCUUAACGUCAAAAUAAAGAAGUUAGUGAAGUUUCUGAGGUUAAGUUAAUUGAAAAAUUGAGUUAAUUGAAAAAUGAAACCAAGAAGAAAGAAACCGUUUAGCGGUAAAGCAAAGAAACAGCAAUUGCAAACUAAGAAGCAACGGCAAAAUUUGGCUUUACUUACAGGUGAAAGUCACAGCGGAUACAAGGAAGAUGACAUAAAUUACUCUAGUGAUCUUGAAUAUAAUGCUAUACAAAAAAUUAAUAAACAGCCAAAAAAUGAUAAUUCUCUUAGAAACAGAUAUACUUUACAAUUCUUUCAAGACAGUGAAGAAGAAAUACUGAAACGAAAGAAACAAUCCAGAAGUGCUAUUGUACCUUUAUCUCUUAAAGAUCAAGAAGUUUCAAAUAAUUAUUUUCCACCUGGAAUUGAUAUGCCAAAAAGGCCACCAUGGGACUUUAAUAUGUCAAAAAAACAAUUAGAAUUGGCAGAACAUAAGUAUUUUACUGAAUAUCUAAAAAACAUGGAAAAGUUAAAUACCAUCAGUUACUUUGAAUUAAAUUUAGAAACUUGGAGGCAGUUAUGGAGAGUUCUUGAGAUGUCUGAUAUUUUAUUAAUCAUUGUUGAUAUUAGAUAUACCGUUUUAAUGUUUCCUCCAUAUUUAUACGAGUAUAUAACGAAUGAACUUAAAAAAGACAUGAUUUUAGUAUUGAAUAAGGUUGAUUUAGCACCUCCAGCUUUAGUAAUAGCAUGGAAAGAAUAUUUUCGUACCAUAUACCCAAAGUUACAUAUUUUGAUGUUCACUUCGUAUCCCACUUAUAAUUUAUGUGGAAAUAAAAGGGAUACAAAGGGAAUGAAACACAGGCGGAGAAAGGGAAAACUUAAAAUGGCUGCAGAAGGAGCCCAGAAAUUGUUGGAUAUUUGUAAAGAAAUUGUUGGAGAUAACGUGGAUUUAACUUCUUGGCAAGAAAAGAUUCAAGAAGAAAUGCAAAUGGAAUUUGAUUUAGAUGACGCCGAUCAUAAAAGCAAUAUUACUAUAGAAAAAGGAGAUACAAGUUAUAUCAAGCAUGAACGUUAUAAAAAUGGAGUUUUAUCCAUAGGAUGUAUCGGAACUCCAAAUGUUGGAAAAUCGUCCUUAAUGAAUGCAUUAAUGGGCAAAAAAGUUGUUAGCGUGUCACGUACACCAGGACAUACUAAACAUUUUCAAACUAUAUUUCUUACAAAAACCGUUUGCCUCUGUGACUGUCCAGGAUUAGUAUUUCCAUCUACAGUACCUAAACAACUACAAAUAUUAAUGGGAUCUUUCCCAAUAGCUCAAGUCAGCGAACCAUAUACAACAAUUAAAUUUCUAGCUGAGAGAAUAGAUUUACCAAAGAUACUUAAGUUGCAACAUCAAGAUAACGAUGAUACAUGGAGCGCUAUGGAUAUUUGUGAUAGUUGGGCUUCUAAACGAAAUUUUUUCACUGCACGAACUGCUAGAUACGAUUCUUACAGGGCAGCUAAUUCGUUAUUAAGGAUGGCCCUUGAAGGGAAAAUUUGUAUAUACGUAUAUCCCCAAGACUGGAGUCUUAAUAAAGGAAAGUUGGAGAAUCAUCCAGAAAUUGAACUAGUUAAAUGGAUUCAAGCUAAAAAUAAAGGCGAAGAUGUAAGUGAUAUGAGAGGAAUAUACAUUUCGUCCGAAGAUGAAAAUGACGAACAGAAACUCUCAGGAAAUCAAGAACAUGAAGAGAAAACAUCGCAAGAAACAUCCGAUACUUCUGACCAUUCUAAUGAGACAACAAGCGAAGACUCAGAAAUAUCGCCCGUAGUUAACAAAUUUGAAGCACUGUGUACAGAUAUAUCAGAAAUAAAUCCUUAGUUAGUCAGUGUUUAA